CACGGAGCUGCUGCCCCGCGCUGCCCUGCCCCCCAGACGCGGCAUGUUGCCCGGGCCGCCUCGGCGCUGGGACGCGGGCAGAGAGGCGCCGGAGGAGCAGGGCCCCUCGGCGGGCAGUGACUCCGGCGAGGCCUGGACCUCUGGAGAGGAAGCCCCGGGGGAGCCAGGAGCAUCCCCACAGGACAGCCCGCAGCCCUGGUCACGAAGGCCUUCCUGGACCCAGAGGGAGCAGCUGCUGGCCCGGUCCCCGCCAGGCCUGGCUGCUGAGCACUCCCCGGGAACCCCAGUUGCCCUUUCCCCGCAGAUGGCCUGGGAGGUGGCCCCCUCAAGGAUGACUGUGUUAGCACCGUGGGACCUCAACUACAAGGCCAAAGCAGGGCCACGGAUGGUGUGGGGACCUAGCUGUGCGCCUGGUGCCUCCUUCUCAAGCCGGACCUUGUGUCAUCCCUCAUUCUGGCCGCUGUACGAGGCAGCCUCAGGCCGGGACCUCAGUCCCCUGGCCCCAGCAGCAGGACGUCAGAAUGGAGAGCAGGCACCCAGGGAUGCAGGGUUCCCAGUGAUGUGCCAUGAAGAUGUCUUUCUGUCAGACCCGCUGCUUCCCUGUGGGCAGCGUGUCCCCCUGUACCUGUCGGAGGCCUCUCAGCAGGUCAUGGGCUCUCUGAAGCUGCUGCUCCCACCUCCUAUCAUGUCUCCCUGGGUGCUCCACACACCAUCCCCGGGCUGCUCCACUGCCUGGCUCAGUGGGCCUGAGCUGAUCGCCCUCACAGGCCUCCUGCAGAUGAGCCAGGGGGCUCCUAGACCUGCCUCCUCCGGGGCUCCCACGCCCCCUGUUGGCCCCCCAGGCCCUGUACCUGACCACCCAGGCCCCAGUGGUGGCCCCAGCUCUUCUCACUGCACUGACCCAUCUGUCCCAUGAACCCCAGACACCUCAUUGAACACAGCCCUUUUGGGAGGCAGAGUGGGUCCCCUUCUCCCCUGGGCAGGUUCUCUUGACAAUAAAAGUGUUGGUUUGCAAA
This is a messenger RNA of Canis lupus familiaris (dog), 1016 nucleotides long. RefSeq names its product Sin3A associated protein 25 (gene SAP25). Lineage: Eukaryota; Metazoa; Chordata; Mammalia; Carnivora; Canidae. Bases 44 to 916 code for a protein of 290 amino acids. The record is from RefSeq and is a predicted model, not a curated record. Gene Ontology annotation, cellular component: nucleus; cytoplasm. Gene Ontology annotation, biological process: regulation of DNA-templated transcription. The transcript is spliced from 6 exons.